UUGCUGGUGCGAGGCCCAAGGUGCGGAUGACAGCGUGCAGAUGUAAAUAGGACAUGCGUCGUGGCCACUUACUCAAGAGAUGCGGCACGCCUGCACCAGAACAAAAAGAAUCAAACAAACAAAAAAUUCAUGAAAAAUCGGCGAUCCCGACGCCCAGAGCAGAACACACAAAGGCCAAAAACCAAGAAAAAUGAUGGAAUUACCCGAGUCCAAUUCAGACGGCCGGUCCCGAGUUUGUCUCUGUCGCCGACCCGAUGAUGCGGCGCCGAUGUGUUUGGGUUGGCGAGUUGUGCGGGAAGGGAGGAGCUUGGAUUUGCUGGGACCGAGUUGGUUUUUGCUGAGACUCUUGAGAGGCUGGAGCAGAGGUCGAGUGGGAGACCCAGAAACCAGAGUGACGGGAUUGCUUGCAAGAGCACGGUCGGAUCCGGUGCGCUGUUAUUGGGCAGCGUCAGACCAGAACGGGGUCGUGCUCUGCGGCGUUCGUCCCAGCCAGUGGGCUGGUGCUACCACUGUCUUGCCGCUGUUCGGGUCGCUGUAUCAGCGCUACGCUGAUUUGUACCAGCUGAUUCUCUGUCUGCGAACUGGCCGCAAAAAUGGUCUCGGGCCGUGUUGGAAUGUGGUGAAGGGCAAAAGGGAGAAAGAAGAGAACAAUCAGCGCCUUUGGUUGCGUUCCCGCGGAAGCCAGAAGGGGGGUGCAGGAAAGCAGGGGAGUUGGAAAUGAAUGUGGGCUCGAGGUCCCAGCUUGUGCAUGGGCAGAGUUGCACCUCGGGUGGAGGUCAACCAAACCAGUCACCGUGAUGAUUCCAGUCAAUCUGGUCUGCACAGUUUGGUUGAUUGCGCUUGGACACUGUGCAACCGGGAUGCUGGUGUCAUCUGUCUGGUCUGACACCUCGCGUGGUGUGGGUGGGUCGGCUGUUGAGUGGCGGAGGUGGCUUCCCGGCUUAGCGGGAAGGUGGAGCAGACAGUGCUUCGUAUACUGCUGGGAGCUCGAAGCGCAGUGGCCAGGUCGAUUCCCGUCCGGGCC
This is a messenger RNA of Canariomyces notabilis, 1024 nucleotides long. RefSeq lists its product as uncharacterized. NCBI's taxonomy places the organism in Eukaryota, Fungi, Ascomycota, Sordariomycetes, Sordariales, Chaetomiaceae. The record is from RefSeq and is a predicted model, not a curated record. The coding region runs from base 191 to 721 and encodes 176 amino acids. The transcript has a single exon.